AUGUGUUCACAACGCUAUUCAGAAAGUCGAACUAUACACGAAGAAACUCGUCGAGGAAACGAUCAAUUCAAUGCACCGUUUAGUCAACGCGUGCCGGUCCCUAUUGAACGCUCAAUAAAUAGUUUUAAUAAUACUCCUAACGAACAACGUGUACAGGAACGUAUUCGCAAUCAUGACACGAGUGUACAAUGGGUGAACGAUCCAAUCACUGGUCAAGAAAAAUUCCGGGUCCAUAUUAAUAUUGACGGAUUUAGUCAAAAUGAAGUGAACAUCCGUGUGGAUGGAAAUAAGCUGGUUGUCUAUGGCGAACAUAUUGAAAAUCAUAAUGACAGUACAGCCAAAAAAAUUAUUGAAAAAUCGUUUGAAUUACCUCGUGAUGUUGAUUCUCAUAGCCCACAUGUAUCAUUUCCAACGAUAACAAAAAUGCAAGUUGAUUUUCCAUCACGUCAUUCGAAUGUGUUGAUCGACGAUGGUCGAACAUCGUCGAAAUUCUUAUCAAAUUAUGACAUAUCUCAACGGCCGACAUCUGGAAUUACACAACAACGAAGUUCAACUGAAUACACAUCAACAAGACGACUCGGUGGUGGUACUACGAAUACUUACGAGCGAAUUCCAAGUCCGCCGCGUACUUCAACUUUCGACCGACCAUUCGGUAACAGUGAUUUCGGUCGUAAUACUAUGAAUACAUAUUCAUCGAGUACUAAUAAUCAAUCACACGAAUAUGAAGUCCCAUUCAAUCGAGCUUCUAAUACUUCUACAAUAGCAGAUUCGAUCAACCAAUCGAGUAAGCCAGCAUAUACAUAUCGCGUCUCAAGAAACUAUUCGCCAUCACGAACAACAUUUCCUUCAUCGAUACGUGGUGAUUUCGACAAUGUCACAGAACAAACAUUUACCGAAACGCACCGUGAAACACAUCAUCGUCGUUCAAGUCCAACGUCAGGCGUUCAGUCCUCUCAUGAAGUUGAGCAUCAUCGUUCUGGUAGUCCAUCGAUAGCUAAAGGUCUCGAUGAAGACCGCUUUCGCACAAGUCUUAGUCUUGGCGGUCGAAACUUAUCACCAGCAUCGUCACGGAAUCUUGAAGUGCGCGAAUUUUCACGACGUAUUGGAAGCGGUCAAAGCGAUCAAAAGAAUGAUCGAUUUCCUAGUAGUGAUACUUCAUUAUUUGCUCGUGAUUUCAAUACGGAAGCAUUUUAUCGAAGUGCAUUUCAACCGCAAGUCUACACCGAUGAUCGCGGUCAGAAAUGUAUUGAAAUGAAACUUGACGUAAAUAACUACCAACCCAAUGAAAUCAAAGUCUCGGUUAAUGGCAAUGAUCUUGUUGUUCAAGCUGAACAUAAUAUUGAACGACCACCUACAUCAUCAACACGCGCAUAUUUCUACAAACAAAUAACCUUACCAUCAAAUACCGAUUUCUCUAGCUUAGCAUCGCAAUAUCAUCCCGAUGGUAAGCUUCAUAUUACUGCAAAAUUAACGCAAGAGCAAUCAUCGAUUAGAUAUAAUUAA
Molecule: messenger RNA, 1503 nt
Organism: Adineta ricciae
Lineage: Eukaryota; Metazoa; Rotifera; Eurotatoria; Adinetida; Adinetidae
Source: the annotation of a GenBank genome assembly